UUAAGAUGUGGCUGCCCUGCCAGGGUCUACAUUUUUUCACUCCUCUUGGGUCUACACAUGGGACUAAGUUCUUAGCAAUGGAGUAUGGAUACAAAAAUUCAGGCCAUUUCCAUAAAAAUUUCUUGGCGUGUUCCUCCAUUCCCUUCUCAUCUGCUGGUUGGAUGGCUGCACCUAGGAUGACUGUGGAAGCCACUUGAAGAUGAUAAAGGUUCAGUCAGUUGGGUCUUUGAGUGACUAGGACUAAGCCCUUCUUUUAUUAUCCACCCACCCACCCUCGUUGAUUUGACCAGGAGCAAGAAGUCAGCUUGUUUUGAGCACUGAAAUUUUAUUUCUGCACUUUUCUGCCCUCCACCCUCUCUUCCACCAGGGGCUUGGUGGAGAAUCUUUGUUUCUGAAGUUCUCUGCUGGUCUUUCUUUUUAUGUAGGCCAGUGGUUCUCAAAGUGUUGUCUAGCAGCAUUACAUCACUUGGGUACUUGUUAGAAAUGCAGAUUCUCAGGCCUCACCCUAAAUCUACUAAAUCAAACUCCAUGGGUAGGGUCCAAAAAGCUGUGGUCUAAAAAGCUCUCAGGUUCUCAUACACACUCAAGCUUAAGAAUCACUGAUAAAGGUAGUGCUUUUUCCCAGGUGUCCCCUUUGGGUCUUUCCUCAGUUCUUGGUUUCCAGUAUAUCACCCUUCAGGGAUUUGCUCUAUGAAGGUUUCUAGUCCUAGAACUGGCAAAGUCCAGUUUAAUGUAGCCACAGGCCUAUUCUGUAUGUGAAACAUUCAUGCAUCUUUUUCUUUAAAAAUCUUGGGAAUGUAGACUAUUGCCAAAUAGAUACUUCUCUGUUAGGCAGCUAGUUGGCCAGUCUGAUUUUUUUUUUUUUCCUGUUAUGUGUUUGGUAUAGAUGUUUGGGCUCAGGGAACACAGUCCAGACUCUUUAAAGCUUAAAUUGAAGUGCAUAACACUUGAGCAACUCUCCAAAGAAAUCUUCCUUUGACCUCAACCUUUUGUUAACCUUGCAGAUGUUGGGCCAAGAGGUACUAAACCAAUUUUGGCUUGCUUUGCAAUUGUUUGCAUGGAAAAAACUAAAUGAGUCUCAUAACAUUACAAGAGUCACAACAUCAUUUGUAUGAGGGUGUGUGUGUGUGUGUGUGUGUGUGUGUGUGUGUGUGUUUAGGGAGGAUUAGGGAUUAAAAUUCCAUGAGGAAUCUUAAAUUCUGACUUUGGAGGAUCUGAUCUUGCAGGUCUAGGUGGCACCUGACCAAAACUCUUAAAUUAGAGUUCUAAUGUGAACUGCAAUUACAAUGAGAUGAAGGAGCAGUCGUGAUCUGAUAACUGUUACAAGGUUAAAAGUUAAUAUAGUCUUUCAAUCUUGUGAGGGUCAAAAUCUAUCUCUGCAUUCCUAGUUAUAAUGAAUAUUCCUGAUAGACUGAUUCCUCAAAGUGAGAUAUCUGCGAUAGCCUGGCACUUGAAAUUACUGAUGUCCAGACCACAGAGAUUCUGAUUUCAUUGUUCUGGAGUGGGCCUUGGGCACUGGUUUUAAGAAAUCUAGAUGACUUGACCGUGUAGUGGGCUAAAGGAAUAUUGUAUUCGUACUCUGCUCUAGCUAGUUGAAGCAAAAAGACAAACUUUUGAAAUGAUAACUGUGCUGUUAUAUGAUGAAAGGAUAAAUUGACCAUCCAAACUAUUAACAGGACUAGGAAGGGGUCCAGAGCAUCUGACUCAAACUCCAUUCAGAUCCCUUCAUUAUUUCUCCUGUAUGGUUUCUUUCUGUUAGUUUCAUUUUCUUUACAAACCAGCCUUUUUAUGAAUGGAUGGAAAACAUGGCUGCUAACAGUUCCCAAGUGUUAAGUCUUUCUGCCCCACUGCCUGAAAAAAGGAGGACUAAUUAACCAGUCCAGAGAGGGAAUUAGGGGUGGCAUUCCUGAUCCCAGCUGGGGCCUGAAUUCUGUAAGAAUUUGGCAGUCCCCAAGAUGUCCACGUGUGGAAGAUAGUCUACUUCUUGAGAAAGGAGGUGCUGAGUUGAUCAUACUGUAGAUACCCACUACAAAUUGAGCACAUGUAAGUUUUUGAUAAAAAUAAACAGGUUGUAUCUUAACUAAAUAGAAUUUAAGUAAAAAUUUGAAAAUAAAGGGAAAAAAAUAAAUAGGUUGUGUUAAUUUAUAUUCCCAAUCCCUCUCCUCCCCAUCAUUUGUUAAUUGUCUUCAUUUAAUGAAAAAUUUGGCCCUCUCCCUGACAUUGGUCUAGUUACUAGGGAAAUGGAGAGUGGGGAGGAAAAUGAAAGAUGAGCAAGAAAACAAAUGUGUUUUAACUUUCUGGCCAUUACAACACUCAGAAGAAUCUUCUAAUUUUAUUCCUAUUGCUUGCUAAAAAUUCGUUGUCCAUGUUAUCUUUUCAAAUUAUGUUUACAUGUGCACAUUUGUUAAGGGCUUUGGAAGGAAGCUUCAACUGUGUUGUGCUGUGUUUCUGAGAAAAGGUCUGUGCUAGAUUCUGAGGUCACUGGGAACACCAAAUAGAAGUGUCUCAUGAGGAAAUAAAAAGCAUGAUUUGGAUGAAAAAGGCUAUUAAUGCCUGCAGCAUAGGGAAGAGUUUGGAGCUGGAGAAGCACAUGGAGGGCAGAUUAUAGGCUUUAGGUAAAGGGAAGGAGUUUGUUUUUCCCUAAAUAAGAAUGGAAAUCAAUAACAACUGUUGAGAGAUCUUUGCUAACACUGCUCUAAUCACUUUACGUACAUAUAUUCAUUUUAUUCUCGCAACAUCCCAAUGAAAUCAGUAUGAUUUUUUUUUCAAUAUAUGAAAUUUAUUGUCAAAUUGGUUUCCAUACAAUACCCAGUGCUCAUCCCAAAAGGUGCCCUCCUCAAUACCCAUCACCCACCCUCCCCUCCCUCUCACCCCCCAUCAACCCUCAGUUCUCAGUUUUUAAGAGUCUCUCAUGCUUUGGCUUUCUCCCACUCUAACCUCUUUUUUUUUUUUUUUUUUUCUUCCCCUCCCCCAUGGGUUUUUGUUAAGUUUCUCAGGAUCCACAUAAGAGUGAAAACAUCAGUAUGAUUUUUAUGUCCAUUACAGAUGAGGAAGCAGAGGUUCAGAGAGCUUAUGUAAUUUACCCAAGGUCACCAAGCUAGCGGGUAGCAGAACCAGGAUUGAAACCUAGUUUCAAAACCUAAACACUCAACCUCCAUACUUUAGCACCUUCCUACUGCAUCAUAUAAUUAAUAAGUCAUCGUGGAUCUUAGAAUGGAAUCCCAUAUUUUGAUCCUAAAGUCCAUACUCUCAGAGACUAAACGAUCCUGGGCUGAGGGAGGAACAGAUCUGUAGAUGGAAAUUAGUGUUAAGGCAUUUAUGUCUUAGACCUCCGUAGGUAUCUUAAGGAGAUACUGUGCUUAUAGGGCUAAUGUUCCAUAAAAACCACUCUUGGCAGGUAUUCUGCCACUUUAUGAAACUGAGGAUCAGUUUUGUGGCUUUCCCAGGUGGUGUAUCUAAAUUAGAAUCUGGGUCAGGGUUGACAAACUUUUUCUGUAAACACCGGUUAGUAAAUACUUCAGCCAUUGAAGACUGUAAGGUCUGUCACAACUACUGAAUUAUUGUGGUACAAAAGCAGCCAUAGACCAUACCUGAGUAAAUGAGUGUGGCUAUGUUCCAAUACAACUUUAUAGGCACUGAAACUUGAAUUUAAUAAUUUUCACGUUAUGAAACAUUGUUUUGAUUUUUUAAAACCAUUUAAACAUAUAAAAUAAUCCUUAGCUUGUGGCCUGUACAAAAACAGGCCACUGACUGAAUUUGGCCUAUGGGCUAUGAUCUGGGUGGUUGGAUUCAAAACCCUGGAGUGUGUGCACAAAACCACAAAAAAUCACAGAAAUAAAAAUUAUAGAAUUAUUCUAAGGCCUAAAUAAGAUUAUGGCUACAAACCACUUGGCACAAUUUCUGGUAUUUAGGAAUCUAUCCAAGGUCAGUUAAUAUCUUCCCUGAUAAGACUUUUGUCUUCACGUGGCAUUUAGAUUCAGAUCGAAGAACUGUUCUCAAAUUGCAAUGCAAUGAGUCUAACAGUAAGUGGCACUCUUCCCUUGAGUUCAGAAGCUGCAACCAUGGAGAAGGCUAGAGAUGCUCAGUGCUGCUAAUGAUACUGAGCUUUGUUUUUAAUUCAACAAGUGAAACUCGUUGCCUGUGCCUCUGGCCUACAAAAUCUUUUCUCAUGGAGAGAACAGGGUGUGAAUUUUUCAAAAUAAUCAGUAUUAUGUUGUGAAUACAAGUCUUGUAUUCAGAGCCUUGCUCUCCUGGACAAGACCUGAGGAAGGCCUCAGGCACUGUUGGUUAGCACUGAGUGAAUGAUGACAAGAUGUUUCUUACAUUUGCUUAACACACAAGACCAAGGUCUGUGAAGCUGCUGGUUCCCUGUCUACCACUAGGUUUGGAAUAAGGGAAGACAUUCAAAGGAUGGGACUCAGGUGGGGAGGUGUAUGGCUGGGCUGAUCAGGAAUGCAUUGUAUCAGAACUACAAGGAAAGAUGUCUUUUGCCUCUUUAUUGACUUUCCCAUUCAUUCAUUCAUUCAUUCAUUCGACCAACAUGAGGAUCUGCUAUGAAUACCAUGCAACUGUUAGGAACUGUUAAGAAUGAGAAUACUGACAUGGAAAGAUAUUCUGGAUAUGAUAAAAUCAGGUUAAGAUGUGUAGUCUGAGUUCAUAUUUGUGUCUAUCAGUGGAUAGCCAAAUUGGAAAAAUAAAAAUGAUCUUACGGAUGAAUAAAUUGAGACUGAAGAAUGUAACUUACUAUACACUAAGGACAUUUCAAGUAGCAAUGAGAAAAUUAAAAUUCAGGUUUAAAAGAGAAGAGAAUGAGCAAGGCAUGGUAGAAUUUGGGGCUUUACUAUUUACUAGCUCUGUAGCCUUGGUUGACACUCAAAUUUCUUAACUAUGAUAAUUCUAGCACCCAUCUCCUAGGGUAGGUAGUGUUAAUGUAGAAAGUGAAAGAGAAGACCCAUUCCAAUUCUUUCUGAAACUCGUUUGUCCCCAAGCAACAUAGUCCAUUAGGUCUCAGGCUUGCUAAUCAAUCUGUGCAGAAGUAUCUGAUCUGGGAGGGCUGAGGUGGUGCCUGCUUGAGUGGUGCAUGAGCCUGGGCUCUAAGCCACUGCUCCUUUAGGAGAAAGUGAUAAAAAUAAAAAAGAGGAAGGCACAAAUAAUAGCAGAAAUGAAAAAGGAGAAUUCCUACAGAUUUUAUAAACAGUAUGAAAUAAUGCGAAAAUACUAGAUGUGAAAAUCUAGACAAAAUGGACAAAUUCUUAUAAAAUUACCAAUUUUGUUUAUGAAUAGAAAACUUGAAUAGAAAAAAAUCUUAAUGAUUUUUUAAAAAAGAAACCAGUAGUCAAAAUCUCAUAAAAUUUUAAGUUCAAAUAGCUUUGCUGGCAAGUUCUAUCAACCAUUGCCAGAAAAACAAAACAAAUCAAAACAAACUUAUUUUAUACAGACUCUUUCAGAGAAUAGAUAAGGGGAACAUUUUAUAAGAAUAGCAUAAAAUAUCAGUACAUUCAACCUAGGAAUAUGCAAAAAUAAAAAAGUUAUGUUUAUUUUAGGAAUGUAGAAUAGAAAAUUAAUGUAGUCUGACACAAUAGUAGAUUAAAGGAGAAAAAUCACUGAAUCUUCUCAACUGAUGCUCAAAAGGCAUUUAUAAAAUUUAGUAUCCAUUCACGAAAAAAGAAAGUCUCUUGGAUAUUUAGGAAUGGAGGAGAACUUCGCCAACGUAAUAAACAGUAGCUCCAUAAAACUACACCAUAAUACAUACCCAAGGUGGAAGCUGAAACCUUUUCUUUAAGAGCUAGAAUGAAACAGGAUGCCUGCUAUCAAAAUUUCUGUUAAAUUUGAACUAGAUUCCCUAUCCAGCAUGGCAAGGAAAAAAAUGUAGGAUUGAAAAUGAAGACACUAAACUGUCAUUAUUUGCAAGAAAUAUGACUAUACAGAAAAUGCAAUAUAAUCUAUAGAUAAUUUAUUAAUAAGAGAAUUUACUGGUUGGAGGAAAAAAAACAUUCUAAAAUAGAGUGCAUUUCAGAAUACCAGAAACAAACAACAUAAAAACUUAAAAAUAAGAUACUAUGUAAAAAAGCAUCAAUAAUAUAAAGUACCUAGAAGAAAAUCAAGGUACCAGUUGAAGACCUCUAUGGAGAAAAGUUAAAAAUUUUAUUAAGGGGAAAAUUAAAGAAAAUCUAUAUAGAUAAGACAUGUUUAUGGACUGGAACACUCAAUAUUGUAAAGAGGCCAAAUUUAUUCCACAAGGUGGGAAUAUUUAUUUAUAACAGAUAUUUAUUUAUAACAGAUUAAAUCAGGAGGACUGGUAUCCAAAAUAUGUAAAUUAUUCAUAUAAAUUGAUAGGCAAAAAAUUGAGAAACCCAACAGAAAAAUGGGCAAAAUAAAUAUUUGUCCUCUUAGCACUCUCCAAAUCCAAAUGGUUCACAAACAAAAGAAAAGGUACUUUAUUAACCUCUCUAGUAAAGAAGAAAAUGCAAAUUAAAGCCACAGUGAGAAGCUAUCAUAUCCUUUAGCAGUUUGGGGAAAAAAAAAUCUGGCAAUGCUAAGUGUUGGUGAGGAUGCAUAAUAAGAUAAAUUCUUAUAUACUGCUUGGAGAUGUCUUGGGAAACAGGCAUCUAAUAAGGUCCAAAAUGUAUAUCCCCUCUUACCCAGUAAUUCCACUCAGAAAUAUACUCCAGAGAAGGUUCUGUAUGUGUGCAUCAGGAUUUGAGUACGAGAAUGUCCAGGGUGGCAUUGUUAGUGAUAACUGAAACAGAAGAUGAAGUGCUCAUCUAAAAUAAAAUGAACAAAUAAUUUUUUUAUGUUUUUAUUUAUUUUUUGAGAGGGAGAGAAACAGAGAGAGAGAGAGAGAAUGCAAGUAAGAGAAGGGCAGAGAGAGAGGGAGACACAGAAUCGGAAGCAGGCUCCAGGCUCUGAGCUGUCAGCACAGAGCCCAACGUGGGCCUUGAGCUCAUGAACCGUGAGAUCAUGACCUGAGACAAAGUCAGAUGCUUAACCAACUAAGCCAUCCAGGCGCUCCCAAAAAAUGAACAUAUAAUUUGGGACAUAUCCAUUCCCAGAAAAAUAUCCAGUAAUAAACAACCCAUAGGAAUACACAACAGCAUGAACGAACCUCACAAAUACAUUGUUGAGUGAAAGAAGCAAAACACAAAAACUUGCAGAUGAUGUGAUAUCAUUCAUAUGAUGUUAAAAAACAAGCAAAACCAUACAUAUAAUUUUGGAAUGCAAACACAGGUGGUAAAACCGCAAAAUAAACCAAAUGAUUAUUGCAAGGUUUAGAAUAGUAAUUAUCUGUAGGAGAGGAGGAAGAUUUUGUGAUCAGGAAAAGACAUACGAGCUCGGAAUGGGUGUCAGCAGGACUUGAGGAGAUUGGGAGUGUUUUCCCUUUUGUUUUGAGUCCUGGUUGAGUGUUUGCUUUAUAAACAUCUGUACCCUAUAAAUUUAUAUGUGCAAUGUUUUAUAUAUCUGUCAUAUUUUCCACCAGACAGCAGUUUAACCUCAAAGCCAUGUUGUGACAUCAUCAUGCACCCAUUGUCUUGGAAAAAAUUAAAAAGUCUGACGGAACUGUUACUGGCAAAGAUAUGGAGCAUCGUAAGAGUUCUCCCUGGCAGUGAGAAUGUAAAGUGGAGUAAGCGCUUUGGAAAACUUCUCACCCACAGUCCUGUAAAGUGGAUGCCUAUGAAAACAGGAAAAUGACAAAAAUCCAUGGUUUCACAACUUUCCUUUGACUGUGUCCUGCUGCUGCUGCCACUAAUCACAAGGUCUUUGGAAGGGGAAUACGUAGUUGAAGUGGGUCAGAAUGCUGUUCUGCCCUGCACCUACUCUCCAGCCACUCCUGAGAAUCUUGUGCCUGUCUGCUGGGGCAAGGGAUCCUGUCCUAUGUUUGAAUGUCAUAGUAUGGUGCUCAGCACAGAUGGAAGGAACUUGAAAUAUCAGACAUCCAACAGAUACCAGCUAAAGAGGAAUUUCCACAAAGGAGAUGUGUCCUUGACUAUAGAGAAUGUGACUCUAGCUGACAGUGGGACCUAUUGCUGCCGGAUUCAAUUCCCAGGCCUAAUGAAUGAUAAAAAAUCAAACCUGGAGUUGGUCAUCAAACCAGCCAAGGUCACCCCUGCUCGGCCUACAUGCAGAGACUUCGGUACAGCCUUUCCAAGGAUGCUCACCACCAAGGGAUAUGGCUCAGAGACACGGACACUGGAGGGCCUCCAUGAUAAAAAUCAAACUCAAAUACCCACAUUGGCUAACGCACUACAAGACUCUGCUGUGACCACCAGAAUAGGCAUCUACAUUGGAGUGGGGAUCUCUGCUGGGCUGACUCUCAUUCUUAUCAUUGCUGCUUUAAUUCUCACAUGGUAUUCUUAUAGCAAAGAGAAGUUACAGAAUUCAAGCCUGGUCACUUUGGCCAACGUCGCUCCCUCAGGGUUAGCAAAUACAGUAGCAGAAGGAAUGCACUCGGAGGAAAACAUCUAUAUCAUUGAGGAGAACAUAUAUGAAAUGGAAGAUCCAUAUGAAUACUACUGCUAUGUCAGCAGCGAGCAACUAUCCUGA
Molecule: messenger RNA, 8541 nt
Organism: Acinonyx jubatus (cheetah)
Lineage: Eukaryota; Metazoa; Chordata; Mammalia; Carnivora; Felidae
Gene: HAVCR2
Product: hepatitis A virus cellular receptor 2
Exons: 8
Coding region: 7699-8541 (280 amino acids)
Source: RefSeq, a predicted model, not a curated record